Molecule: messenger RNA, 1266 nt
Organism: Bradysia coprophila
Lineage: Eukaryota; Metazoa; Arthropoda; Insecta; Diptera; Sciaridae
Product: 3-amino-4-hydroxybenzoate 2-monooxygenase PtnB3-like
Molecular function (GO): FAD binding
Source: RefSeq, a predicted model, not a curated record
AUGGUAACGAAACCCAGAUUUCUGGUUGUUGGAGCCUCAAUUGCCGGUCUUACUGUUGCCAAUGGACUUUUGCAGGCGUGCGAUUGCGAAGUAAUUGUGUUCGAACGGUCAUCGGAAUCCGAAACUGGAAGGCUGCCGAAAAAUGGGGGAGGCAUUGGAUUACAUGAGGAAUCAGUCAAAAUAUUGAAAUCGCUUGGAAUAUCAACAGAAUACGCAUUGCCAAUGAAUAUUCACGAGGAUAGAGAUCGAACCGGUCGGAUCAUAAGGAAAACUAAGAUUCCAUUUUAUUCGGCAUUUUGGGGUGAUGUACACAGACACUUGCUGGAUGGUGCGAUAUCUGCCGGAGCAGUUGUGCUGUACAACAAAAAUGUCACAUCAAUCGAUGAACGUGAUGAUGGUGUAAACCUCGGAUUUUCUAACAAUACUGCUAGAUAUGAUGGUGACUGUGUUAUAGGGGCGGAUGGUAUUUUAUCUACUUUACGAUCUCUAAUUUUGACGGAUAAUUCAAAUAGUAUGGAAACCGAUUUGGUCAGACAUGCUGGGUACUAUGCUUGGCGAGGUUUAGUUCCCUUAGAGGACUUGCCUCCAGGCGCUGAUCUAAUGUUCCAGAAAGGAAUCUUCACUAUUGAGCUUUCUUACAAAAGUCACGCAAUUAUGUAUUAUUUGCCUCGAGGACUGAACUGGCUAAUAUAUUUGAACAGUAAUAGUGAAGCCACAUCAACUUACCAUCGGAGUGACGAAAUUGUUGGACAAAUUACUAGAACUGCUACUGAUGCUGAAUUAGAGGAACUGUAUCGCACCGUUGAACUUCUGUAUCGACCUGCUGUUGUGGAUCUAAUCAAAGCCAGCCAAAGGCCACUACCAUUUACAAAUCAAAUGUAUGAUCGAAAAUCACUGUCAACCUUUUCCACGAACAGAUGCAUACUAAUAGGAGAUGCUGCACAUCCGUCCACACCACAUCACCUUCGAGGAUCGAAUAUGGCAAUCGCAGAUGGUUUUGUUCUGGCCAAAGAAUUCGCUUUCACACUCAACGCAAAAUGCCAUGACCUCAAAAAUAGUGCUGCUGUCAAGGAUGUUUUCAGUAGAUUCGAAAGUCAACGAUUGAAGCUAUGCAACGAUAUUGUCAUACAUUCGGCUCGGAUAGGUCGAGUUAGACAAAGUGUGUAUUGCAAGGAUAAACAAGGGCCUCAUUGGGAUACUAUUUGUGAAAGUUCUGAACUUACGGAAAUGUUGGGCGAUCAGAAUUAUUUCACUGACUUAGAGUAG